AUGAAGGAGGUUAUCAAUCUGGCAGGGCCGACCGUAAAGAUUGUCGAGAGCCCGAUUCCCGAGCCAAAUGAUGACCAGGUUCUUAUCAAAGUGGUGGUGUCUGGGUCGAAUCCGAAGGACUGGAAGGUCCCAGAGCUUGCAGCUUCUGGGAACAACAGUCUCGACAUAUUGGUUGAGGCCAAGAAGGGAGUGAACCAAGGGGACGACAUUGCCGGUGUGGUUGAAAAGGUCGGCUCUAGGGUGGUUGAAUUCAAACGAGGUGAUCGUGUUGCGGCGUUCCACGAAAUGUGUACGCCUGGCGGCUCCUAUGCGGAGUACGCACUUGCGUGGAGCCAUACAACUUUCCAUCUGCCCAAGCACACCUCAUUUGAAGAAGCCGCAACAAUCCCUCUCGCUGCCUUGACUGCUGCUGUGUCCUUGUACGCGCACCUUCGAUUCCCACCGCCAUGGACACCUGCAGCAAAACCAACCCCGUUCAUCGUUUACGGCGCAAGCACGGCUGUUGGCUCAUACGCAAUUAAAUUGGCGUGCAACAGUAACAUCCAUCCCAUUAUUGCUAUAGCAGGGAAGGGAUCUCGUUAUGUACGGGGCCUUCUAGAUCAAAGCAAAGGAGACGCAGUGAUAGACUACCGUGAAGGAGUAGCAGCAACGACCAAGGCGAUAAGAGACAGUCUUGAAAAAGCUGGACAUUCUUCUGUGCGGCACGCGCUUGAUGCCGUUAUCAUUACGCAAAGCGCAGAGGUCUUGAAGCAGUCGGUCACCGCAGGCGGACAGGUCGAUUUUGUAUUGCCCAACGACCUGGACAUCUCGCCUGCUAUCAAAUCGAUCACUUCUGUCGGGUCAGUGCACAAGCAGCCUGGUUUUGGCGACUAUGAGGAACUCGGAUUUAUUUUCUCUCGGUAUUUUACGAGAGCAUUGCAGAAUGGCAGGUUUUCUGGUCAUCCUUUCGAGAUUAGGCCGCGAGGCCUCGACGGUGUUGAGGAAGCCUUGAAGGACUUGAAGGCUGGAAAAGCAAGCGCUACCAAGUACAUUUUCCGCAUUUCGGAUACCCAGGGCUUAUUUAGUGCUGGUUCUGCUCAGAUCUGA
Messenger RNA from Penicillium subrubescens, 1086 nucleotides. RefSeq names its product zinc-binding alcohol dehydrogenase family protein. Gene Ontology annotation, molecular function: oxidoreductase activity, acting on NAD(P)H. Bases 1 to 1086 code for a protein of 361 amino acids. The transcript has 3 exons. The record is from RefSeq and is a predicted model, not a curated record. Lineage: Eukaryota; Fungi; Ascomycota; Eurotiomycetes; Eurotiales; Aspergillaceae.